This is a messenger RNA of Quercus robur (English oak), 1438 nucleotides long. RefSeq lists its product as uncharacterized. The coding region runs from base 414 to 1148 and encodes 244 amino acids. Lineage: Eukaryota; Viridiplantae; Streptophyta; Magnoliopsida; Fagales; Fagaceae. The transcript is spliced from 2 exons. The record is from RefSeq and is a predicted model, not a curated record.
UAUAUCCAAAUGGACUUUAUAUUUUAGUAGUGUUUUAAAAUUUACACAUUUUAAAAAAGAUGUUAUUAUGUUGGCAAAUUCAUGUUUAAGUCUUUACUCCAAAGUACUAUUGAUUUAAUUGCUCGAGUCAGCAAAUAGAAUGUGAGUGCGAUGUUUUCUCCAAUUCUUCAUGAUCUGAAUGACAUGAUGGUUGAACCAAUGUGCAUUGGUUAGCUAUUCAAAUAUUUUUCAUUUUUUUUCCUUGGUUAUUAUUUUUGAUAUGCUAGAUCGUAUUUGUCUUGUCCUAAUUUAAAUUGUACAAAACUCGUUUUAGAGGAGAUUAAACUCAUUAUUUCCUUAAUUUGUACAUUACUUUGGCGUUUUCCCAGGAUAAAUUCAACUUGGAAAUUUUGAAAUUGGAUGACGGCGAUGCCAUGAAUGAGACAUGUGGCGGACCGUCAGCAGAAUUCUGUUGCAACCUAAAAGAGCUGUGGUUGUACGGAAACGGUGAAAUUCCAAAUGUAGAGGCUCCAAUUGCAAGAGCAGGAGUAUCAGAUUUUCGCAGAUUAAAGAAUAUUGUGCCAUUCUCAUCCACAUCUUUCCACUACUUAAAGACAUUGAGAGUAUACGGAUCUGAUGUAUUGAUUAGUUUAUUAACUCCCUCAACAGCCAGAACUCUCGUGCAACUCCAAUGGAUUGACAUUAUGGAUUGCGAAAGAAUGACAGAAAUAGUUGCAAAUGAGGGAAGUGAAGCAGAAGCAGGAGAUGAGAUCGCUUUCAAUAAUUUGAAAUAUCUGGAAUUUUAUAACUUGCCGAGUCUCACAGCCUUCCAUUUGGGGAAUCGCACCAUCAAAUUCCCAUCAUUGGUUAAAGUAGUGGUGCAGAAGUGUCCUAAAUUGAAGAUUUUCUGUAGUGGAGUCUUAAGCACGCCAAAGCUAGAAUGGGUAUUCAUGGAAGAAUAUCGAAGAGUCAAAAAGGAGGGGGAUGGAGAUAGAGAUCUUAACGCUAGAAUAAAAGAGUAUUGGGAGGCUAAAUUGGAGACUUGCGACCAAACGUUCGCUGAAAAGACUGAUGCUAGUGACGCUGAGGAGAGUGAACAUGACGCUAAUGAUGACUUGGAGAGAGAAACUACUAGUGAAGUUGGGGACACACAAUGUGAUGGAGAAUGAUGACUAGGGAGCAACUCAAAAGAAGAUGGAUCUUCCCUUUUAUUGAUUGUUUUAUUUCUGAGUGUUGUCUUUAUGUGAUUUAUUUAUUUUUGAAACCUAUGUGAUUGUUACAAUAUAUUAUUUAUUUUCGAAACCUAUGUGAUUGUUACACCAUAUAACUUUGUUGUAAUUCUAGACUACUUAGUACUCCUUCCGUAUUUGUAACCAUGAAUUUGUAAACUAUUAACCUAGUUAUUAGGAGGGAGGAAAAUAUGACUAAGACUCUUAAAUGCAUGUUUGUUUGGUGUCUA